UUUCAAUCGGAUAAAAAAUUGUACUAGUAUCUGAUACAGGGUUAAUGAAGCAAUACGAUGGUUAGACGUCAUGCUAACCAUUGUAUAGUAUAACAGCGAUGAGGAAUAUGGAUAAGUCGACAGUUGACAGAAAUGCCUGGAGGAGGAACCGGGUAGUGUUCGGUGUGGCUACAUGAAGGCUCUCUCUCACACAGCCUCAGGAAAUUUUUACCAUGCUGUCAAGGCAGCAACCAAGGUCAUGGUUCAACACACUACUGUCCUGAAAGCCAGUCCUGAGUUUUUAAGAGCACAUUAUUUAAGAGAAUAUGCGCGAUACUUGCACAACAAUCUUGAUCAGCCAUUAGAAAAUGUUGACAUCGACAAAGAUUUUCCAGACGAAUACCGAGACCACUGGUUGAAAAACCUGCCUUUUGAAUUUCAGGAAAAUUAUAAAGAACAGCCUGGAAUACAGCCACAUAUAAAAGAUGUAGAUGAGUUAAUGCUGGGGGAUUAUUCACGGGCCGUACAGAGUCUGAUCUGCAAGGCCCACAAGAUUGGGUGGUUGAUGCAGGUCAACACAGACGGAUACACACCAAACAGACGGCUAAACCUUGCCAUGGGGCUCUCAUCUAUACAUAUUGCUCAGUUAUAUGAGGCCAAAUGGAGAGGACUAAGACAAAAUAAACCUGUUGGUAACCAACAUAUGUGGCGAGAUAUGUUUGACAUUGCUGUGCGAUAUCGUCGACUGAUUGACCCAGAACAGCCGGUAUUGUGGCUCGAUAAACUCCCCGACCAUAUACACAAAGAUGGAUAUAAAAAUGUUCUCACACUUGUUAAAGGUUCCAUCCACAAUAUAAAGACAAUGCCAUAUUUCAACCUGGUGUUUAAAUUGUUAAAAACAAUGCUGGAACAUUAUUCUGACUCUGGUGAGAAAAAGAAGUCCCACCAGACAAGCGCUAAGGAUGAGAUAGAGAAUGCGGAGACUUGCGAGGAUCUGCUGGAGGUGACAAAGGUUAAUGCGCACAAUACUGGUUUGUUCACUUGCACACCCAAGGAUACGUCACAGCACCAGCAGACAGACCAAAGUGGGUUUGUGGUAUCAACACAGGUACCAAGUAUGAGGAAACGGUCAGAAAAGGAUCGGCUUGAAGGGGCCAUGCUGGUACUUACUGAUGAUGUUGAGAAGCAGACAUUAUUCACUAUAGAGGUAGCCAACACCCGGCCCCGGACAGCGGACUACCACGCCGAGCUGGACUACAUCUAUAACCAGCUUCAGGAUGAAAUACGGCGGACUGGAUCCAGUAAAGUCUCUGAGAUGGAUCCAGUGAUCAACAUUAUACUGUCCAUGUCGUACUACUUCUACAACCUGAUGCCCUUAUCUCGGGGAUCUAGUGUUGUGGCCUAUUCAGUGGCCCUUGGUCUAAUAAUGUCUGUGGGUCGGCAGGUCACAGGGAAACUUCCUACUAGCAAGUUGCUAGAGAUGGAGGCUAUGUUAUCUGGGGCCCCUGACGCCUUUAUAAUGGUAACCAAACAGUGGAUGAACAUUAAACGAUUGGCAUCCCCCAUGUCCGGACUGCCGACGGUGUGGGAGACGUUCCCUACCGUGAGAAGUGCCCUCGAGGUUCUCAACGUCAACACCGACUCGUGCUCAUAACCUACUCGCUCAACGAACAUCAACGUCAACACUGACUCAUGCUCAUAACCUACACGCUCAACGAACAUCAACUCAACUCAACUCGACUUUAAAUAAUGGCAACCAACAGAUUCCACACACUGUAUUUUCAAACAUGUCCAAUCAAGUUUCUUUGCAUGACAGAAGCGAAUUUGAUUCUUAAAAUAUAUCCAAUCAGUUACCUCUGUGGCUUCUAUAAACGCACACUUAAAAUAGUUCAUUAAAUCAAACACAUUCAUUAGAUGUUAUUUUUGAUGCUGACAAUAAGUUAUACUGAAUUUGUUACAACUGCAAAAAUCUAAGGAUUUCUUAUUUCGUUAUUCGUGCGAGUGUUUUAUAAUCUUGCAGUGGCUUCAAAUAUGGUAGGAUGCAAUUUUCUCAAACCACCAUUUUCUUUUGACAAAAAAUCAAGAUGUGUUUUUGACUAAUGUUAGAUAUUGACAGUCGUACAAGAGUCUCCAUUUAAUAAGGAAGAAGUAUGAAAACAGGUUAGGAAAGGAUAUAAAGUGAGCCUUUGGUGACCUUUAAAACUUAUCCGUAAAGAUUCUUUUUAUCACAUGCCACCUAAACUACAAAAAUGAAGAUAUUACUGAUUUGUAUGUGAAAUGUUUGCCUAUGAAGUAGUUGGGCGAAAUUAUUUCAACGUCUUUGUAAAGAAUAAGUUACGUAAUGGUUGUAUUACAUUCACAUGUAAUAAACAAACACAUACGCGUAUAUAUCUCAUACAUGUACAGGUAAAUAUCACAUAUAUGUUCAUGUAGUAUUAUGAUCGUUUUUUAAAACUAAAAUGUUUUAAAUUGUACAUGUUGAGUUUUUGGCACCUUUGUUUUGUUUAAGUUUUUUCUCUUCACUGCAAAUUAAUUUGUUAAUUAGAGUUUGUGUUAUUUUUAAAACCCAAAGAUAUCUUUAUUAACAAAAACAUGUCUUUGUAAGUAUAAAGCAUUAAAUAAUGUGGCGCCUGCGAAACAUGGAAGUCAUGGUGGAUGCUUUGUCCGGCGUCGUCGUCCGAUUCAUUAUCAGAGUAUCGUUUCAUAUCAAUUACUUUUAAACUAUAUGGUAUACAGUAUUCAACCUUGGUGCGCAGUGAAGGUCAGUAUACGACCCCUAUUGAUUUUGGACUCAAAAGAUUAAGGUUGCGGUGGCCUUUACUACAAUUAGUUUACGGUCAAUAACGUUUAAAGACGGUGUGCAAUUUUAAAUUCGGUAUGCUCAUUGUUCAUGGUCAGUAGAUGACACCUUAUUUUGUACUGGAUAGAUCAAGGUCACAGCGACCAUAAAUAUAACUAAAUGUAAGGUCAUUGUUCAUGGUCAUUAGAUAACAUAUAUUGAUUAUGUGGUCAAUAAAUUAACAUGGUUGACUUGAUUAGUAAAUAUAUCGGGCACACCUGACAGACGACACAUCCGAUUCCCGGAAUUCUAUUUUAUUUUGUUAACAUCAAGGUAACAUUACAAUUAUGUCUGUGUGAAGUUUAUUUUUUUAUUAUCCAAAGAAUUAUUGUGUACGAUUGGUCCGGUUAUGUUAUUCGUAUUACUUAAAGAGUGUACUCAGGUUGAGUGUCUUAUUAAGUUUUGUUCAUCUAUGCAAAACUUUUAUUCUUUGUUACUACCUUUUUUAUCGACAA
Messenger RNA from Mya arenaria, 3273 nucleotides. RefSeq names its product tetratricopeptide repeat protein 13-like. The transcript has 17 exons. Lineage: Eukaryota; Metazoa; Mollusca; Bivalvia; Myida; Myidae. The coding region runs from base 173 to 1633 and encodes 486 amino acids. The record is from RefSeq and is a predicted model, not a curated record.